Peniophora sp. CBMAI 1063 is the source of this 678-nucleotide messenger RNA. Lineage: Eukaryota; Fungi; Basidiomycota; Agaricomycetes; Russulales; Peniophoraceae. The record is from the annotation of a GenBank genome assembly.
AUGACCACCUACGACUCUUUACAUAGACAGGCCAGAACACUCGAGAGUCUGUUUGAUACCAAACUUACUGCUUAUGCGCGGGCCGGUUCGUCAAUAUCGCGUGGAGGAACCGAGGAUGUGGAAGCAACCGGUUCGACGGCGCGUUGGAGGGAUAUGGAAACUGAGGUAGACGAGCUCUUAGAGAAGCUCGGUGAAACCAAUGACCAGAUGGCAGCCCUCUCGCAAGACACAGCCAACCCGCCGUCUCACUCUAUGUUGCGAGCCAUUCAGCGCCACCGCGAGGUCUAUCGUGACUAUCAAAGAGAAUUCUCUCGCACCAAGCGCGAUGUACAGACUGCAAUAGAUCAAGCAACACUUCUCUCUGGAGUACGAAAUGACAUUGAUGCAUACAAGUCCUCUGCAACAGAGUCUCUACUAGCCGAACGAGGACGGAUUGACGACUCUCACAGGAUGAUAGACGAAACUUUGGAGCAAGCAUACGAGACCCGCGCUGAUAUUGGGCGUCAGCGUAGCGCACUGGGUGGUAUUCAGGCGCGAAUGACCGGUGUUUUGACGUCCAUGCCAGGGAUCAACAAUGUCCUAUCUAUGAUCCACAAGCGACGACGACGGGACAGCAUGAUUAUCGGCGGCCUCAUUGGCUUCUGUGCCUUCCUCAUCCUCCUCUAUCUUUUCCACUGA